CGCGUUUGAGAUCCAUUGGGGUGAUUUUCUCCCCAAGAUAGAAAUAUUGGGCCUCCGUUGAAUAGGACGACGGAUUUCGGCCUAUUUCCAGACCCUUCUAGGCAGGUCCGAGUGUGGAUUUCGCGGAGGGAUCCGAUCUGGUGGCUCAUUCCCUCUGCGUUUCAUUCGCCCUCACCGUGUCUGAGCUAUCAUCCUCAACUAGAUCCCUGAACUGAUAUCAGCCCGGGGUGAAUAUUUUUGUUUUACUUUAGUUCGCUGGGUCGAUAACUGAUUUGCGCCCACAAUUCAACCAAUCAAUUAGCAGUCACAGUCGGAGAAGGCCCCUCUCCCCUCGUGGCCGAUGGCUUCCUUCCAGAUCCUCUCGGAUUUGCACCUGGAGAACCCCACGGGGUACAACCUCUUCGACGUAGUGGCGCAGGCGCCCUACCUGGCACUACUGGGAGACAUUGGCAACGUCCGGGACGACGGGUUUUUCGCCUUCCUAGAGGCCCAGCUGCCCAAGUUCCAGAUCGUCUUCUUGCUUCUCGGGAACCACGAACCCUACUACUCCAGCUGGCCGGCGGUCCGGGAGAAGCUACAGAAGUUCUCGGAUUCCGUCCACCACCGCCGCGCGCAGGCCUCCUCCGGACCGUCGAAACUCGGCCAAUUCGUCUUCCUCGACCGCACCCGCUAUGAUAUUUCCCAGGAGCUCACCGUCCUCGGCUGCACGCUGUUCUCGCGCAUCUGUCCCACCCAGGAGGAGCAGGUCAGUUUCGGACUGAACGAUUUCUACGACAUCCAGGACUGGACGGUCGACGACCACUGCGCGGCCCACGAGGUCGAUCGCGCCUGGCUCAACGACCAGGUCUCUCGUAUCGCGCAGGAAGAUCCUCACCGCAAGAUCGUGGUCUUCACCCAUCAGAGUCCGACGAUCGCUGCGGAGGCCGUCGACCCGCAACACGCCAACAGUCCCAUCACGUCUGCGUUUGCGACCGACCUCCGGGGAGAACCGUGUUGGGAGAAGCCUCAAGUGCGACUGUGGGCGUUUGGGCACACCCACUUCAACUGCGAUUUUACUGAGAGUCGGACGGGGAAACGGGUGGUCACGAAUCAACGGGGGUAUUAUUUUGCGCAGUCUGCAGGGUUUGAUGCGAAAAAGGCGAUUCGAGUCUAAGGGAGAAAAGGGAACGGGGCGUUUUCGGUGUCAAGCUUUUUGUUCUUUUUAUUUUCAAAGUCCUUCCGUGAUAACCCCAUGAGUGUUAGAUAUGCAGACGAAUAGAAUCAACCUAUCUCAAAGUUCU
Molecule: messenger RNA, 1280 nt
Organism: Aspergillus campestris IBT 28561
Lineage: Eukaryota; Fungi; Ascomycota; Eurotiomycetes; Eurotiales; Aspergillaceae
Product: Ser/Thr protein phosphatase superfamily
Exons: 1
Coding region: 341-1153 (270 amino acids)
Molecular function (GO): hydrolase activity
Source: RefSeq, a predicted model, not a curated record